ACUUUUUUGAUCAUUAUAAAUAUAGCCACCAUGAGCAACGUUACAGUUACCGACAACACGGAGCCCCUCACCCGUACCAUGAGCCCGGCACCCUCUAGCCCCUACAGCUAUCCCGUUAGCUUCCAGGUGUCAGUCACGGGAUUCCUCAUGCUUGAGAUCCUCCUGGGCCUGAGCUCCAACCUUACCGUGCUGGCCCUCUACUGCAUGAAGUCCAACCUCAUCAGCUCAGUCAGCAACAUGGUGACCAUGAACCUCCACGUUGUAGACGUGCUGGUGUGCCUUUGCUGCAUCCCCCUCACCAUCGUGGUGGUCCUGCUCUCACUGGAAGGGGACACGGCCCUGGUGUGCUGCUUUCACGAGGCAUGCGUGUCCUUCGCCAGUGUCGCCACAGCCGCCAACGUGCUCGCCAUCACCCUAGACCGCUACGACAUCUCAGUCAAGCCGGCCAACCGUGUGCUGACCAUGCGCCGGGCCCUAGCGCUCAUGGCGGGCAUUUGGGUGUUAUCAUUCGUCAGUUUCCUGGUGCCCUUUAUGGAGGUGGGAUUCUUCGCGCAGGGACACGCUGAACUCAACCAGACGCUCGUGGACAAUGUGAUCCACUCCAACCAGUACUACACGGAACUCGGCCUCUAUUACCACCUGUUGGCUCAGAUUCCCAUUUUCUUCUUUACCGCCGUGGUCAUGCUCAUUACAUACUCCAAAAUUUUGCAAGCCCUAAAUAUUCGCAUCGGUACACGCUUCCACGCCUCUCAGAAGAAGAAAGCACGCAGAAAAAAGCGCCCGUCCAUGACGGCCAUGACACCGCAGCAAGAGGCCACGGACGCAUCCCAGAGCAGCGGCAGCCGCAACCCAACCACGCUGGGCAUGCGGACAUCAGUGUCGGUGAUCAUCGCCUUGCGCAGGGCCGUCAAACGCCACCGGGAAAGGAGAGAGCGACAGAAGCGAGUCUUCAGGAUGUCCCUCCUGAUUGUGUCCACUUUCCUGCUGUGUUGGACACCCAUCACGGUGCUCAAUACGGUCAUCCUCAGCCUGGGCCCCAGCGAUUUGAUGGUCAAAUUGAGACUGGGCUUCCUGGUCAUGGCUUAUGGGACUACCAUUUUUCACCCCCUACUGUAUGCCUUCACCAGGCAGAAGUUCCAGAAAGUUCUGAAGAGCAAGAUGAAGAAGAGGGUGGUGUCCAUCAUUGAGGCCGAUCCCACCCCCAACAAUGCCAUCAUCCACAAUUCCUGGAUUGACCCAAAAAGGAACAAAAAGGUGACAUUUGAGGACAAAGACGCUCAGCCGAAAUGUCUGUCUUCGGAGGAUGUGGAGUGA
Messenger RNA from Nerophis lumbriciformis (worm pipefish), 1314 nucleotides. The record is from RefSeq and is a predicted model, not a curated record. Lineage: Eukaryota; Metazoa; Chordata; Actinopteri; Syngnathiformes; Syngnathidae.